Molecule: messenger RNA, 4234 nt
Organism: Colossoma macropomum (tambaqui)
Lineage: Eukaryota; Metazoa; Chordata; Actinopteri; Characiformes; Serrasalmidae
Exons: 17
Coding region: 467-2041 (524 amino acids)
Source: RefSeq, a predicted model, not a curated record
GUUCCAGCUCAUACGGGUCUGUUCGGGUGGCUGGUAGCCCGUGUAGAAUUUACUCCUAAUGUGUUUAAAAUCCUGUGACUGACGGGUUCAUUCGCCUCCUGUGCUGCGUGAAGGAGGAGGCGGAGGGAUAUAACUCCGCUAUAGCUCCGCACCGCAACACUGGGACUGCGUUCAUGAGGAGCGGAAGGAAAAGUAGUUCCUGUGCAGUUACAGCAGAGUUUUUAACCUUUCCGCUACCUACAUUCACUCCCCGAGCGUAAGAAUCGAUAUACCUGUUUAAUCAGAGCGCUUGGUGUUGAUAUAUAAUUAAAUGUGGGGGUUUGUGCUGUGAGGCAUCCGCCCAGCUGCACUUCCUCUGUUCUUCACUUCCUGAAGGGAAACCGAAAGUAACUCUGCAGCGUGUCGCACUGACAGAGAGAGACGAAGAGCGGAGAUAAACGGUCUUCAGUCUCCUACAGGGUCAGUCAUGCAGUCCUCCUGUUCUGCUCUCUGUGUCCUGAUCUUGCUGGUUACUACAUUCACGGCUGCUGUUCCUCCAGUGAAGGUGAAGCUUCAUGACUCUGCUACUCUGCCCUGCUCUAAGAGAUGCUCUGGUUCAGCAAAAUGGACUCUGUUUGAUAAAUCCAGUGGUACUUUGGCUGAGUGUGAUCAGACUUCAUGUAGAUCAGUGAAGGAGGGAUAUCAGAUGACCCUUGCUGCGUACCGGGCGGGAGAUCUCUCUCUCAUCAUCACUGACGCUGAUUUCACUAAGAGUAACACGUACGCGUGUGACUGUGAUGGUAAAGAUCUCUGUGAUGUGACUCUUCAGGUUGAGCACUCUGAAUCAACUAUUCCUUCAGUGAAGGUGAAUCUUCAUGACUCUGCUAAUCUGUCCUGCUCUGAGAGAUGCUCUGGUUUGGCCAGAUGGACCAAAUACCAUAAACCCACUGAUGCUCUGGCUGAGUGUAAUCAGACUGACUGCAGAUCAGUGAAAGAGGGAUAUCAGAUGAUCCAUGAUCGUCUCACCAUCACUGACGCUGAUUUCACUAAGAGAGGCUGGUACACGUGUUUGUGUGAUGGUACAUACCUCUGUGAUGUGGCUCUAAGGAUUGAGGCCUUGAAUACUCCACGUCAGAUAAAGGCUGGUGAAUCUGUGUUUCUGGAUUUGGACAUAUCAGAUCCAGUGGAGGUGAUUUAUAGCAGCACAGGUUCAUCCAGUGGUCAGAUCUGUACAGUGGAUGGACACUCACUACAGUGUAAACCUGAAUAUAAACAAAGAGCGUCAGUCCAAACUGUUCUUGAGCUGAAAGAAAUAAAGCCAUCUGAUAGUGGAGAUUAUACAAUACGGGACUUCAGGAAUAAAGAGGAUAUUCACAUCUACACAGUGACCAUAUCAGAUGGAGAACCACUUCCAAGAUGGGCAAUUGCACUGAUAGCUGUGGUGGCGGUGGUGGCGUUUCUGGCAGUGGGGAUUUUGAUUUGCUUUUUGCGCAAUAAGAAAAUCAGAGAAGUACUGAAGACAGAAUCCAUUUUCUACUGGAAGCCUGAGCAGAAUAGCCCCAGUGAGACAGGAAGUCUUAAUGUUGAAGCACCGAGCCCCGAUGUUGGCGAUCAUGAUGAUGGCCUGAUACAUAACCUGAUUGGGGACAUAGAGGAGAUCCUCACACAGAACCCUCCCAAUCUUGGUGAGCAGAUUAGUGACCGGAUUAGUCGCAUAGAAGGUAUCCUCACAGAUGACCCUGGUCCUUUGCAGAAUCCUGAUGUCCUGAUUGCACGCAUGAGUGACAUCAUAGAGAGACUUGAUCCUAUUCCGAAUUACAGUGACCUGGUUACACACCUUCAAAUAAUCAUAAAUAUAAUUCGAGACCCGAUGAGACAAACAACAGAGAACCCUGAACCUGUGCGCAUACAAAGUACCAUCAUCCGGAGCCCUGAAGCUGUGCAGAAUUCUAGAACCAUAACGUAUGACCCGAGAACUGAAAGCGUUGCCCAGGGGGACCCACAGGAGACCACCCCUUUGAACAAGGGCUCCCAAAACACUGAACUCCAAAACCUGCAUUAGUAGGCUCCUUGGAUUCUAGCUGUCCUGGGUCUUCUUUGGGUCUUCUUUGCUGGAUUUUUCAUUUCAUGAUGUUCCAAAUGUUUUCUAUUGGUGAAAGGUCUGGACUGCAGGCAGGUCAGUUCAGCACCUGGACUCUUCUUCUGUGAAGCCAUGCUGUUGUGAUGGAUGCAGUAUGUGGUUUAUUGUCUUGCUGAUAUAUGAAGGCUUUCCCUGAAAGAGACGCUGUCUGGAUGGGAGCAGAUGUUGUUCUAAAAUCUCUAUAUACUGUUCAGCAUUGAUAGAGCCUUUCCAGAUGUGUAAGCUGCCCACACCAUAGGCACUAAUGCAGCCCCAGACCAUCAGAGAUGCAGGCUUUGAACUGUGAUCUGAUAACAAGCUGGAUAGUCCAUCUCCUCUUGAGUCCGCAGGAUACGGCGUCCAUGGUUUCCAAAAAGAAUUAGAAAUUUUGAUUCAUCUUACCACAGGACAGUUUUCCAUUUCUCCUUGGUCCAUUUUAAAUGAGCUGUGGCCCAGAGAAGACGGCUGUGUUUCUGGAUCGUGUUGGCAUAUGGCUGCUUCUUUGCAUGAUACAGCUUUAACUUGUAUUUGUGGACUGCGCGGUGAACUGUGUUCACAGACACUGAUUUCUGGAAGUGUUUGAGGCCAUGCAGUGAUUUCCAGUACAUCCAGUAUUGACGGACAGCCUUGUCCCUUGCGUACAGGAAUUUCUCCAGAUUCUCUGAAUCUUCUGAUGAUAUUAUGUACUGUAGGUGGUGGAAUGUCCAAACUCUUCGCAAUUUUACAUUGAGGAACUUUUUUCUGAAACUGUUCAAUUUUUAGACAGUUUUUCGCAGUUUGGUGAACCUCUGCCCAUCUUUGCUUCUGAGAGACUCUGUGUAACGAGCAAACAACGCUUGCGGUCUGAAAACACAAUUGAGGCUUUACUGUUAGAAUCAGAAUCCAAGUUUGUAGUCACAAAACAGGCAGGGGUCAAUUCCAAAAUGAGAAGCAAAUACAAACAGAUGAUCAUCCCCAAGGGCAAACAAUCCAAGAGGGUUAAGCAGAAUGGCAGCGUCAAGGAAAACAGGCAAAAAGGUCAAAAACAGGAGUCAAACCAGAAAGGCAAACAGUCCAAAGGGGAAAGGCAAAAGGCAGAGUCAAAAAACAGAGAGCAAUGGUCAUAAACAGAAUACAGGCAAAUAGUAGAACGCUCAGUAGAUCACAAAAGAUACAAUUUCGUCUUGGAGCUUGACGGAUGCGUGACACUCUCUAAAAUGCUCUUUUUAUACUCAGCCAUGUCAGUUAGUUGCAAAUUGCUCCUCCAGCUGUUUUUUAUUAGUACCACUUACUUUUCCAGCCUUUUGUUGGCUCCGUCCCAACUUUUUUGAGAUGCGUUCCUGCCAUCAAGUUCUAAAUGAGUCAGUGUUUUUGAUGAAAUGGAAAAAGUCUCACUUUCAUCAUCUGAAAUGUGUUCUGUGUUCUAUUGUGAACAAAAUAUGGCUCUUUCAGAUUCGCAAAUCAUUGCAUUCUGUUUUUAUUUACAUUUAUUUACAUUUUACACAGCGUCCCAACUCUUUUGGAAUUAGGGUUGUACAUUCUUUUCUCAAUUUCAUAGAUAUAUCUGAUAAUGAACCUGUUUUCUUUCUUGCUGUCUGCUUCAUGUGUACAUCAAAUAGGCUUUGUUUAAUUAUUUCCACCUAACAUUUCUUUAUUGUUACAUUGUUAUAUAUUAUCUCGUUUUUUAAUUUUUACUUUUAUAUUAUAUGUAUAUAAAUCAUUUUUGCAAUGCUUUGAAAAUACAAAUGUAAUUUUGUCAUAUUAACAAAGCAAACUUGACCUUGAAAGAGAAACUGGUUGAUUAAGUUUAUGCAGUAGGUCACAAAAAACCACCAGAGGACAAAAAUAUAGUAAUGAUCACUGUCUAAAAAUCUCACUCUGUGAUCAGUUACAGGUGUUCAGAUUCAUUUAUUGAUCGUCUGAAUAAAUCCUGCUCAGUGUGUAAAGACAUUAAGACUUUAAAGUGUAUAAACUGUUACUGUUUUAAAGGAACUCUUGACUGUUAAGGCUUGUAUGCUUUAUAACAGAGUAAUAUUAAGUGUCCAGUACUUCCUCUUCUGGGUAAUGAAAUAAAAAAAAUGAAAAAAUGCUUGGUUUAAUCUAAAUAUUUUAGCAGUAUUGAACAUGUACACCAUACUGAGGCCUAAAUGUCUAAUC